This is a messenger RNA of Telopea speciosissima, 1544 nucleotides long. Its product is annotated as beta-glucosidase 18-like. Gene Ontology annotation, biological process: carbohydrate metabolic process. Gene Ontology annotation, molecular function: beta-glucosidase activity. Bases 9 to 1544 code for a protein of 511 amino acids. Lineage: Eukaryota; Viridiplantae; Streptophyta; Magnoliopsida; Proteales; Proteaceae. The transcript has 12 exons. The record is from RefSeq and is a predicted model, not a curated record.
AAAAGAAGAUGAUGGUGAAGAGGGCUUUUUCCUUGGGAUUUGUUUGGUUUCUUCAACUAAUCUCUUCCAUUUUUUGUAUAGUAGAUCGUGGCCAAUUCUCUCCAUCUUUUCUUUUUGGAGCUGCAACCUCUUCUUAUCAGAUUGAGGGAGCUUACUUGGCGGGUAACAAAAGCCUCAGCAAUUGGGAUGUGUUCACACAUAUACCCGGUAAAAUCAACGGUGGAGGCACUGGAGAUGUGACAGAUAAUCACUACUAUCUUUACAUGCACGAUGUGGAGUUAAUGGGUUCCCUUGGAAUAAAUGCUUAUAGAUUCUCCAUCUCAUGGGCUAGAGUUCUCCCAAAAGGUAGAUUUGGAGAAGUUGAUCCUGUGGGAAUUGAAUUCUACAACAACCUUAUAAAUGCUCUCUUGAACAAAGGGAUACAGCCAUUUGUCACAAUAAACCAUUAUGAUCUUCCUCAAUAUCUUGAAGAGCGAUAUGGGUCAUGGUUGAGUAUUCAAAUGCAACAGGAUUAUACACAUUUUGCGGAAGUAUGUUUUAAAGCUUACGGUGAUAGAGUGAAGUAUUGGAGCACAUUCAAUGAGCCAAAUGUCACGUUGACACUUGGUUACCUCAGCGGGGUAUACCCACCCAACCAUUGUUCAUAUUCUUGUAAUUCCGGGGACUCCGAAAUUGAACCAUACAUUGCUGCACACAAUUUAAUACUAGCCCAUGCUAGUGCCGUCAACAUCUAUAAAAAAAAGUAUCAGGUCAAGCAAGGAGGUAUGAUUGGAAUUGUGGUAAAUGCUGCUUGGUAUGAACCACUCAGAAAUACUCCAACAGAUCGCUUGGCAGUUCAACGGGCUCUUGCUUUCGACAUUGCAUGGUUUUUGGACCCCAUAAUUUAUGGUGAUUAUCCUCCUGAAAUGCGCCAAAUUGUGGGUUCUAGGUUACCAAUAUUUUCAGAGAAAGAGAGAGAAUUAUUAAGCAACAAAUUGGAUUUUAUUGGAAUUAACCAAUAUUCAACACUAUAUGUCAAAGACUGCUUGUUCUCUCCAUGUGAUUUGGGUAAUCCUCGAGGAGAUUCCUUUGUGCAACUCACACCAGAAAGAGCUGGUGUUCCCAUAGGAGAUUCGACGGGGAAUCCAAUGUAUUACGUAGUCCCAUAUGGUAUGGAGAAAAUAAUUAUGUACUUCAAAGAGCGAUAUAAUAACACUCCAAUGUUCAUCACAGAAAAUGGCUAUGGUCAAACAAGUUAUCCUGGCACUUCUAUUAAAGAUUUACUCAAUGACACAAAAAGAAUAGAAUACAUAGAAGAUUACUUGGAAUAUCUUAAUGCAGCCUUAAGACAAGGAGCUGAUGUGAGGGGUUAUUUUAUAUGGUCUCUUCUUGACAACUUCGAAUGGACAUAUGGCUAUACUUUGCGGUAUGGACUUUAUUAUGUAGAUUGGGUUACACUAGAGAGAAUACCGAAACUGUCUGCUAUGUGGUACAAGCAAUUUCUCAAUGAAGAGAAGACACUGGAGCAAGAGGGCAGUGGCAUUACUACAAUACAUAAAUUGUAG